Messenger RNA from Bursaphelenchus xylophilus (pine wood nematode), 1438 nucleotides. The record is from the annotation of a GenBank genome assembly. NCBI's taxonomy places the organism in Eukaryota, Metazoa, Nematoda, Chromadorea, Rhabditida, Aphelenchoididae.
AUGAGGUCAACUCUGUUGCUCAUUAUCGGGUUUGUUGGGGCUAAUUGCAAGGAAGCGUUGAAGAGGAACGUAAAUAUUAGUUCUGAUUUCUCUUCCGAUGUCACCUACCAAGCUGGACUGUCGACUGUAGGGCUUGGUUUCGUAUUAUGACCUCGUUUUCAGCCUGAGUUGAUAUUGUAUUGGGGUUAUCCUGUUCAAACGUAUGACGUCGUGACGGAAGAUGGCUACAUUUUGCAGCUUCAUCGCAUACCAUAUGGAAGAAACGCGCAGCCAGCAGACAAAAAACCCGUCGUCUUCCUCCAGCAUGGCCUCGAAGCCAGCAGCAAUAAUUGGGUAUCCAACCUGCCGCAUCAAUCCGCUGCCUUUAUUUUUGCUGAUCAGGGCUUCGACGUAUGGAUGGGCAACAUGCGCGGUAAUCGUUACAGUAAGCGCCAUGUGAGAUUGCAUCCCAUGAAAAAGGAUUUUUGGCGGUUUUCCUUCGACCAAAUGGCAAAGUAUGAUCUCGACGCAAUGAUCAAUGCGGUUCUGAACGAGACGGGCCAUGAGAGCCUUUACUAUGUUGGGCAUAGCCAAGGAACGUUGACUAUGUUUAGCAAGUUGAGCAUGGAUCCGAAUUUUAACAAAAAGGUAACACAAUUUUUUGCGUUAUUUUGAUUAUGACCCUAACCUUAUACAAAUUUCAGAUCAAAAAAUUUUUCGCUCUUGCGCCGGUUGGAACAGUUAAACAUAUUGGUGGAAUUCUUAAAUUCAUUGCACAUACCUUUUAUGACCUUGUUAGGAUUGGCUCUAAAUUUGUGGGAAACGGGGAAUUCCUUCCUAACUCGUGGUUAUAUCGAACAUUUACUCAACUUAUUUGCGGUGACAAGCUUGGCAAUGUGUUAUGCGACAAUUUUCUGUUCUUGAUUACCGGUCCGGACUCUCAUCAAAUUAAUGUCACAAGGACACCAGUAUAUGCGGCACAAGUGCCCGCUGGCACCAGCGUCCAGAAUAUUAUCCACUGGGCUCAGCUGGUCAGAACCGGAGCCCUCAAGCAGUACGAUUUUGCCAAUUUGAAAGAAAACAUUCAACACUACGGUAGCAAAACGCCCCCGGCAUACAACCUAAAGCAAACCAACGCCCCGGUGUACCUAUUUUGGAGUGAUUUCGACUGGUUGGCGGACAAAAAAGACAUUGAAGAGUUCUUGAUUCCCAAUUUGCGCAAAGAUUAUUUGGUGGUAGGUGAUCUGGCAGAGUAUUUGUCGCGAGUUACUGAAGAAAGUUCGUUCUAGUGCGUACACUGUGCUGCUCUUUUCAGGAGAAUAUCCAAAUUCCAAAAUAUAACCACAUGGACUUUGUUUUCGGUGUAAAUGCCAGCCAAGACGUUUACUAUCCGAUACUAAACAGAAUUCGACUUGAUUUGGGGAAGCAACCGAUUGAAUUCAAUAACUACGUGUUUUAA